Messenger RNA from Vigna angularis (adzuki bean), 1104 nucleotides. Its product is annotated as BI1-like protein. NCBI's taxonomy places the organism in Eukaryota, Viridiplantae, Streptophyta, Magnoliopsida, Fabales, Fabaceae. Gene Ontology annotation, cellular component: membrane. The transcript is spliced from 4 exons. Bases 167 to 907 code for a protein of 246 amino acids. The record is from RefSeq and is a predicted model, not a curated record.
AACGUCACUGACGUGUCUGUGAGGAUUGUGAAAAGGAAGUGAGGUGUGAGAAUAGCAAAAGCCUUUUCUUUUAGAUAAUAAAGAAAGAAAAGAGAAAAAAAGCAUAAUAAUAAGAAUAAGAAGCAGAGGUGUUUGAUUUGGUUUGGUCCCAUCGGAAGAGAAAAAGAUGUUCGAGACGCAGCAGAUGUACGCACGUGCGAAGACAGAGGAAUUCGACGUCGAAUCGGGCGAAACGCUCUACCCAGGGUUGAGCCUCGGCGAGAACCAGCUCCGAUGGGGUUUCAUCCGCAAGGUCUACGGCAUCCUCUCCGCUCAGAUCGUCCUCACCACACUCGUUUCUCUCGUAACCGUUUUCUAUUCCCCAAUUAACGACCUCCUCAAGGGAAAUUCCACUCUCCUCCUCGUUCUCGUUUUUCUCCCCUUCGUCUUUUUGAUUCCCCUGCUCAAGUACCAGCAGAAGCAUCCGCAUAAUUACAUCUUCCUUGGACUCUUCACCGUCUCCAUCAGCUCCACUGUGGGAGUCACGUGUGCCAACACCGACGGGAAAAUUGUGCUUGAGGCGUUGGUUUUGACUUCGGCUGUGGUUUCCUCUCUCACGGGAUAUGCUUUUUGGGCUUCCAAGAAGGGCAAGGAUUUUAGCUACCUUGGCCCGAUAUUGUUCACCUCCCUGUUUACUCUUUUCCUCACCGGCAUGAUGCAGAUGUUCUUCCCUCUUGGGCCUACUGCCCAUGCUAUCUAUGGUGCAAUUGGUGCCAUGAUUUUCUCGGGCUAUAUUGUGUAUGACACCGACAAUCUGAUCAAGCGCUUCACUUAUGAUGAGUACAUUGGAGCCUCGGUCACUCUUUAUCUUGACAUUCUCAAUCUCUUCCUUUCCAUCUUAAGGGUCCUCAGGGAGGCAAAUAAUUAGACAUCUUGAGGUUGAGUCAUUCAAAUUCAGAAGACUUUGUUGCAUGAUUAUAAUAUACUGCUGGAAGCAUUGUGAAAUACAAUACACUCUGCUUCCUUGUACUCAUUUACAGCUUAUGAUACUUUGAUCCAAUGAAAUUUAAAGCUUUACAAUUGUAUGUAAGCGUGAUAUAAGAAUGAAGAAUCUCCUAUGCGAAA